AUGGGGGAUACAACGCUCUUCACCUUCAGGAUUGACGUGCCGUCCGGUGUCCGGUCAGUUGAGCUGCUGGGAUCAUGGGACAACUUCACGCAUUCCUACCGCAUGGAACGGGACCAGAGGAGAAGCUCUCGCCAGUGGUGUGGCAUCUUCACCUUCAAAGACGUCGUCUGCGAUGGUGAGAACCAAUGCCGUUCCGAAAAGAGGGAAGGCGGCUUGAAGAUGGGAGGCACCUAUUGGUAUUACUACAUGCUGGACGGUGUAUACGAAUACCACGACGAAUCCAAGCCUUCAACCACAACCUGUUCUCUCUUGCUGGGCGAGUGUGUCAACAUCCUCGAAGUGCCUUAUGAAGAAAAAUCAGAUGACUUCAGCCUCGAGUAUGCACCAGCACCGGUUCUUACUCCAGCAUUUACCAUGGACCCGAAUGCCCGUUUCAGCACACCCCGACCCAACAAAUUCGAAGCUCUGUCCAGGAAACCGACUUCGCCUCCACCGUCGCCGUUCUUUGCCUCUCCCGCCACUCCCUCGUGCGAGGAUUCUUGUCGGUCGUCUCUUGCCCCCAGCUCCGAUCAAAGCUAUCGCAGCUUCGCGUCCGUGGAUACCCCUUACAGUCACCUCGGUUCCUUCGACCCGCCUUCCAGCUCGCACGGCAACGCUCGUCCAAAGUCGGCAGGUAGCGCGAUUAUUGCUCGAACGAACGCACAGAGAAUGCGACACCAGAAGCUUCGCAGCAGUAGGCCGGCCUCUGUCGCGCAGUCUGACCCGGUGACUGGACAGGGCAGGAAACCAGGAUGCUCGCGCAAUGAUUCCGGAGUCGUGGGACCUGGUCUGAGCAGAUGCAGGGACAACGGUGGGCCGAGAAGCGACGUGGCGGCGCAAGUGGGACCUGCGGAACAGCAAAGAGAACAGCAGAGACACACGGAGGCCAGGGCAAUCGACUUCGGAGAGGACGUGCUAUCGGACUCGGGCGCCACAUUGGCGUGCUGGCAACACAGGGAAUGCCUUUUGCGGAUACGAGAUGGGACUGCAAGGACCGAAGCGCAGGCACGAGUCAUGCAUGAUACAUACCAGACGGUGGUUGCCUGGAUCGAGCACACGACGAUCGCACUGCUGGGUGGAGAAUUCCCCUGGGAGGUCGAGAGCGUCUCUACGCUGGAGCUGAGCCCCACAAGGUCUGAGUUUACAGACGUUUGGGAGGGCUGCAGCACGAUGCUUGAAAAGGAAAGCUACUGGGCUUCAUCCGCGUUUUCGGAUGACGAAGAGCCUCGUUCAAGCGAUGAUUCUUCCAGUUUCGCUAAGAUCUGCAGGCUGUCUUGCGUGGCGGAAGAACCGGUUGAAGAGACAUCCUACUUCGAUCUGGGGGAGCCUCUCCAUCGCCGUGUCUCCGAAACGAGGGCAUUUUUCGAGGAUUUCGAACCGAGUCCAGUGCUCACUCUUGAUCCGAGGGUCGAGGAAAUUGCUCAGACACUAGCCACAUCGCACCAAGCGCAAGAGGACUGUGGAGCACUGACAGAAGGGCCGACGGACAGCUCGUUGAUCACGGACCGCCUCAUGGACAGCUUCAAGCUUCCUCCGCUCAAUACUCAGUUCGGUGGGGAUAACAGCUCACUUCUAGAUGAUGUUUCGCAGUCAAUCUACUCGGCUGUGACCAACACUACGGUUGACCUUCCGCAACUGGAAGAUUCGGCAGUGCUCUCGCCCACGUGCAGCAGCCCCUGCACCGCCUCAUCGGCGCAGUCUGAAACGUUCCAAUUUUGGUAUGAGCAGGACGGAGAGGAUGAUGAGAUAGAAGAAUCACAUCUCGACUGUUCAUCGCCGGCAACAAGCCCUGGGUUGCUGCCUACCAUUGCUCAUACUCGGACGAACUCUUGGUUCAGCAACAGCGGCUUCCAGGGUUACAGUCUGCCGGAGGACGAGUACUCGUCGCAGGCGACUCUCACCAAAACCUCGACGCAGGCCACGAUAGUCAGGUCGGAAUCGCCACCGCUCUCGGCUAGGAGGCACAGUACCUUGGCCGUGAACCCGGAGUUUGAGAACAUGAACAAGCUCCUGAACGACUUCAGCUACCUUGGGGAGGCAGUCAUAUGA
Molecule: messenger RNA, 2088 nt
Organism: Diplodia corticola
Lineage: Eukaryota; Fungi; Ascomycota; Dothideomycetes; Botryosphaeriales; Botryosphaeriaceae
Exons: 3
Coding region: 1-2088 (695 amino acids)
Source: RefSeq, a predicted model, not a curated record